GUCACUGUCACUGUCAUUAUUAAAAAAACAAGCGAAGCGAUUUUUGCGCACGAUGGCAGACCCUCGAAUUCGCCAAAUUAAAAUCAAAACCGGCGUCGUGAAGCGCAUUGCUAAAGAGAAAGUGGUUUAUGAAAAGGAGGCUGAGCUACAAAGGAACAGAAUACAGAAGAUUAAAGACGAAGGUCAGGACGAGCACAACAUCCGAAAACAGGAGGAGGUUCUGCAGGAGUCCCUUAUGAUGGUCCCUGAUUGUCAAAGAAGGUUAGCAAAAGCUUUCGCUGAUCUCAAGAAUACUCUAGAAACAGAGCAGGAUCUCAAGGAGCACGAGGACUACCUAGCAGCUCAGCAAGUGCUAAAAGACGCCGAGUGCCAACUUGUCGCUGCCUCAUAAACUUUUA
Molecule: messenger RNA, 398 nt
Organism: Leguminivora glycinivorella
Lineage: Eukaryota; Metazoa; Arthropoda; Insecta; Lepidoptera; Tortricidae
Gene: Tbca
Product: tubulin-specific chaperone A
Exons: 2
Coding region: 53-391 (112 amino acids)
Biological process (GO): post-chaperonin tubulin folding pathway; tubulin complex assembly
Cellular component (GO): cytosol; microtubule cytoskeleton
Molecular function (GO): beta-tubulin binding
Source: RefSeq, a predicted model, not a curated record